This is a messenger RNA of Coregonus clupeaformis (lake whitefish), 3114 nucleotides long. RefSeq names its product consortin, connexin sorting protein b (gene cnstb). Gene Ontology annotation, biological process: positive regulation of Golgi to plasma membrane protein transport. The record is from RefSeq and is a predicted model, not a curated record. NCBI's taxonomy places the organism in Eukaryota, Metazoa, Chordata, Actinopteri, Salmoniformes, Salmonidae. Gene Ontology annotation, molecular function: connexin binding. Gene Ontology annotation, cellular component: trans-Golgi network; transport vesicle; plasma membrane. The coding region runs from base 733 to 1884 and encodes 383 amino acids. The transcript is spliced from 11 exons.
CAGAAAAUGCCCGGAUUAGAUCGUAAACAACCAUGGAUCCGCAGAGAGCAUCUCUUUAGCUGUCAGAUUAUAAAAUUCACUACGCACGGUGACACUCACGAUUCUAUAUCAAGUGCAUUUAGAACAUCGCGUUUAGAAUAAAAGGGAUAGGGAUUGAGCUGGAUGACCGUUGAUGACCGUUCAGUUGAUUGUCAACCACGAACCUUUGCCUACAGCGGGACAUUAUCUUGCAAGUCAGGGUAUUGAAGAGGAGAGGAAAAGCUCCUUGGUGACCUGCUAGAGGGAUUUCGAGGACCAGGGAGAGCCCCAAACAACUCCAAACAAGGAGACCAGAACACAGGGAGACCAUAAAAACAAGGAGAUUGAGGUGCAAACAACUCCAAACAAGGAGACCAGAACACAGGGAGACCAUAAAAACAAGGAGAUUGUGGUGGAAUAAUAGACCAUAUAUCUACACUGAUGACACAACCUUCUACUUAUACUCUCCCAAGUCCAACUACAACAACAAGCUGGAAAACCUAGAACAUUGGAUCCCACAUUUUAUUACACUAACAUAAAUAUUUUGGAGUGUCCUGUGACCCAUAGAGUAGCCUAAACCAAAUCCAUGUUUAUAGACAGAAUCCAAUCCUAGUAAGUGGCAGCCCUAAAGCAGCCAGCCACAUCCCUCCUGUGGGCCCGACCCACCGCUUGGGAACCAGUGAGUUGGAGGACAACAACAUUGUGAGGGAGAGGAUGGGCAACAAGAGUACCAGCCCCUCCAGAGACCCAGACAUUGAGAAGACUCAGCGAGAGGAGGCAAACAACACUGAGACUGCCUCAGGAAGUGGCCCCAGAGGCCCCCCUUGCCCCAGCCCUGACCUGCUAGCUUCACUACAGUCUCUGGGAGAACACAGUGACCACACACUGCUGCCACAGUCUCUACACCAGAUAGCAGAGGCCUACUCCCUGGAAGAGGAAUAUCACUGGGCGGUGCAGUUCCUUCAGCUGGAGAGACUAUAUCAUGAGCGCCUCCUGUCCAACCUCGCUGCCCUGCAGGAAGUCUGGGAGAGCCAGUGGAGAGAGCGUAACAGAGCAGCAGAGAGCACCUCACCAGGUGAAACCAACAGCAUUGGACAGGAACACAUAGAAAUGCUGAGCCAGAUCUGCAGGACCCACCAGAGGCCAAUGCUUAGUGCGGAAAAGAGCAUGGCAGACACAGUGCUGAAAGACAACCACAACACCAGGGGGCAGUGUGAGAGGAAUGAGAGCGAAACAUCACCAUCCCACCAUGGAAAAGUCAGAGGCAACAACCCUGUAAAACAGGGUGAGGAGGAUUUAGAGCAGACCACGUCAACAGGAGCUGACCCUGCCAUGGAUGAGGAGAAGGGAGGAGUGGAGGAGGGAGAGGGAGGAGUGGAAGAGAUGGAGGAGGAAGGGCAGGGGGUGUUUGAGGAGAGUCCAGAAGAGGAGGUGCAGGUGGUGGAGUGGCCGGCGGGGGUUCCCCAAGCCUCAGCCAAAGACCUGGUCAAACUCUCUCAUGUGGAGGAGAGCUCCUCAACAGGUGGCCUGGUGUCCAUUCUGAAAAGGAGGGGGGCGUCUUUAGAUGGCCUGCCCCCAGAGGGUCCUGAUUCAGCCAAACAGAACUCCAAACGCAAGGUGCGCUUCAGUGAGCCAGAGGAUGGCAUGGAACCAGACGAGGUGGGCGGAGACUCUUGUUUGAUCCUGCUGUUGUUGUGCUUAGUAACGGUGGUGAUCAGUCUGGGCGGGACUGCUCUGUACUGCACCCUAGUGGACACCUACAGUAGUAUCUGCACCGACUUCUCUCACAACAUAGACUUUUACGUGGUCCAAGUACGACGCUUCCUGGACGGGCUCAGACACUGGUGGUUGGAGAGAAUGCUUUAAGUGAAGUCAGACACUGGCUCUCCAUACUGUCCAAACCAUGGAAUAGAUACAGUAAGAGGGUAUUAUAUACUGUAUGAACUGCUCUGAGACUGAGACAAGAGGGAGGACUUGACCCUAGUCCCAGUAUGAAUUAGAGAAGGUCAUAAGGUCAUUGAAGUUCUAGGGUAGGGCCUGAAAUAGAGACUGAACGGGCUUGUGAGCAUUGAUCUAACAGGAGGCACAGGUGCAGACAUUUUUAACUACUGACAUUUCACAUGCAGACCAAACUGUUUCUGGAACACUGCCUCCUCUUGUUUUUAAACUGAAGUUUUUAACCGCUUGUUUUUAACCUGCAGUUUUUAACCUCAAGAUGGACGCUGCACAAAAGAGCUUCCAAAAACAUUCAAAGGAACAAAACAUAGCAUUGUAAAGUAUAUUCUAGUUGGAAUUUUUAUUAAAAAAUAUGUUUAUCUGAAUUUGUAAUGUUUAUCUGAAAAACAGAUACAAUUCAGAUAAACAGUAAAGAUGUUUAUCUGAAUUUGAAAGCCUCAUAGUGAAAAAAACCAAAGACAUUUUGGGAAUUGAAAUGACAUUUUUUAUUAUCAACGUUUCAGCAUUUUUCAUGACAAGUCUUCUCAACUCCUUGACUUGUCAAAUGUAGCCUACAUGUUGUACAUUUUACAGCUGUUUUUGUACAUGGAGACAUGGGUUUAGAAUUACUCUUACAUUCCUCUGAAGGUACACAAGGUUGUUGACCACUGCAAAUGAAAGUCAUUUGUGAAGAACGGCUCUCUGGAAUUGGCACAUUGUUAAGUAAUUUGUUGAAAACUGAGUAACGAUAUCAAUACAAAUAUGCAUGACAGAUACUGUAUGUAUGGCUCUUGGUAUGAAAAUAUGAACAAGUUUAAUGUUCAUACAACAAUUAAUUUAAAUGUAGUCAUGAUAUUCAGUACUGUACGGAUUACUCCAAUAUCUCAGGCACUUUUGUCAACUUUUUUGUGCUGGUCAAUAUUGUUAUGUACUGUAACCAUACAGCCCUUAAUGUCCUUUAUUUGUCUUUUAUUCUAUGAGUCGAUUUUAAUGUAUUCAAUACAAAUCCAUUCCCUUGCAAACUGUGUUUGAUUUUAUCUACUGUAUGGCCAGGCUGGUCUUAUAGACUAGACGUAACAUAGUAAACGAAAAUCCGUGACACUCAAAUUAGUAUGAUAUGUUACGUUCGGUAUGGCUAUAUAAGACAUAAGUUUACUUAAG